Messenger RNA from Lichtheimia ornata, 1032 nucleotides. RefSeq lists its product as uncharacterized. Lineage: Eukaryota; Fungi; Mucoromycota; Mucoromycetes; Mucorales; Lichtheimiaceae. The record is from RefSeq and is a predicted model, not a curated record. The transcript has 4 exons. The coding region runs from base 1 to 1032 and encodes 343 amino acids.
AUGGAGUCUCGUCUGCAAAAGAGACGUCGUAUUGGUAAGCGAUGGGUCAACACUUGGAUCUUGAUCGGGAUUUACGUAUGCAAGACGCGUCUUCUGUUUCCCGAAACUAAAACACGAAACGUUACUGUAGCCCUUGAAACUGCUCGUGCUGGUGCUAGUCAAACUACUACUGAUUCUUCACGUCCUCGAAUCCCUGUUGGUAUCGUAACCAUCCCUAUUUCACUGUCACCACUUAGCCCUUUACCUCAAGCUCUUGUUGAUGCAUCUACACGCCCAUUACAACAAGUGAAACAGGAAGAGGAAGAGGAACGACAACCAGCACAGCAACAAUUGACACAGCAACCGAAACUAGAACCUCGUUCAUCUUCACCACAACUACCAAAACAGGAAGACAAACAACCAUCAGUACAGCAACAUCAACCAAAAGAAGAACCUUGCUCACCUUCUCUUCCUCCAUCAUCAACACCAACAACACCACCACCACAACAAAAUCCUUCUCCAUCACUAUCUCCAUCACCACCACCACCACCUCGUCGUCGUCGUCGUCGGCGCAGACCUGACAAUGAGCGUCAAAGGUUGGAUGAUAGCAUCGGUCGUCAAUUCAGACGAAGCCAAAAUAUUGAAAGAGAACGACAUGUUGAAAAUAAGAAUUAUCGUCGUCGUCGUGUCGCUGCUUUGGUUGCCGAGCUCGAUGAUUUAGAUGAUGAAGGUCGUGAUGAUCUGCUGUUGGAAAAAUUGGACUAUAUCGCUGGCCAAGUUGUAGGCAUUGUAACCCGCUGUCAUUACCAACACGAUCAACAAAGCUGCCGCCAAGUCAUCGAGCGCCUUUUAAAUGAUGUUGGUGUUGACAUGGAUGACGGCUUCGAGGUUCUCUUUCAGAACGUAAUUUCCCGACUUGAGCCUUAUCGACAUCUUGGUCUCCACAUUGACCCACCACCCCCAUACGAUCCCAACGACUUUAUAAACCAAAUUACGUGGCAUCGCUUGAUGACCAAUGCAUACAUCACUUUUACUGCCAUGAACACCCUUUAG